AUUUUCCCCUCCAAUUGCCUUAAAAUUUAAUUUUUGAAUUUUUAAAAAAUGCUCUGUACCAACAACAGCAGUGGAAAUACUCCCCCUGAACGGAGAGACCCUGUUCCGCAUAGAGGAUUUAAUGCUAAAGCUAGAGAGGUUCUUUUGGAUUCAGAAAAGAGUCGUUAUUGGGAAUUUUUAAGUCGAAGUGUUCACAAAGCUGAAAGGGCUAAAAUGUGUCCAGCAAAUAAUUUUCGUCGUUGUGGCAGUGACGAAGAAUUUUUGCGUAGAGUUCGUUUUGGUAGAACAGAAAGUGAGGGAAGGGACUCUUCUGGGUCUCGUGGAAGUGUUUCUGGGGAAAAUAAAAUUAAAGGAAUUACAAAUGGUGAGAAAAUAAAUUUGAGAUUAAAAAAAUAA
Molecule: messenger RNA, 396 nt
Organism: Meloidogyne enterolobii
Lineage: Eukaryota; Metazoa; Nematoda; Chromadorea; Rhabditida; Meloidogynidae
Source: the annotation of a GenBank genome assembly